UCCGCCAUUAUCCAGUACUAUAAAUUGUUAUUUUCCGUAGAAAUAAAUACAGUCACACUAUUUUAUUAUCGAUAGUUUUUCCUAGGCUCUCCAAAACUGGCAACAAAAUUUUAGAAAAAUGCGUAGUUUGUGUUGAAUUAGCGUGUUCCUUGUGAAAUAAGCCGCGUAUUUUGUUUCUGCAACUAUUAUAUGCGUAAUUAUGGAGUGAACAGCUGCUAGGCAAGAUAAAAGGCAAUUAACGUGUCAUCGCCAUGUCGUUGCAACCAACGCCGACACCGACGCCGACCCCGGCAGUGCCUACCAGCAAUGGCAGCAGCGUUGUAUCCGUAGUGCGCCCCCAAUCACUAGCUGGUCCGGAGCGUGAGCCCGUCGAGUUCAAUAUCAAUCUAGUAGGUGCACCGCCUGAAGUCGAAGAGCUGGUGGCACAAAUAAAGUGCGUAGCUGAGCAGUUUCUCUAUCACUGGAAGAGUUUUCCUAUUGUUCUCCCUCAACCAUUGGCCACCAGCGGCAGCUUGAAUGUGACGUCUAGCAACGCAACAAACAGCGUCAGCGGCCGCAAAAAGCGUGCCAUUAACCAAACUGACCUAUUCAUUGCACCACCCUUUGAUGAAUUGGAUGCGGUUGCAUCCGAUGGCAGCGGCGAGCCGCGUCGACUUACAAAUGCACAAUUGAAGAGUUUGCGUGAAACUGGCUUGCAAAAGGAUAAAUAUGGAAAGCCGAAGAAAUUAACUUUGGAACAAUUGGAAACAAUACGUAAAAAUGGGGAAUUCGAUGUGCCGAGCUUGCAUUUUGUCGGUCAGGUGCACAAAUGGCGUUUGUCUCAGCUGCUGCAGAAGGGCACGCUGCGUGCCAACGACUCCUUCCUAAGCGAUCUCGCAUUGGCGGCACGCUUUGUGGUGGUCACGGCACGGGCUCGCAUCUUUUCGCAUUUCUUUUCGCUGCUGCAUGCAGCACACGCUUUAAUCGAUUCCCUGAUCAAGCUGGCGGACAUGUUCAUUGGCGUCCCAGCGCUGCUGGCUCACAAUCUGGACUAUAAGAUCAAAGAGGAACGCUGUCGUUAUCUUAUUGCUGAACUGGUGUGUCGUCCUGAGUACGAGGAAUGUCUGGAUGGACUAUGUGCCUAUGUGCGCAAGAUGCUGCGGCGUGCUACCAUGGAAAAGUUUGAUUUCAACAGUUGCGAGGUGAAGCAGCCAGUGCCAUAUCUCUUUCUGACGCCCAAGGGGCAGGAGAUCGACUUGCGACUCUUUUGCCGUGACAUUAUGCGGAAGGCCUUGCCAGUGCUGGUGGGCAUAUUGGAGCGAGAGACGCGUGGUUGGUUUCUUCACUUUCGAGAGCGACUAAUUGCCGAGAUGCGCGCUAAGAAGCUCAAUGACAAAGAAAUCGAAGAGGAAGUCAACCAGGCUGUCAUGAAGGAAUAUCUGCAGCGUGUCUACAGCUCCAUUAUGUCCAAUGCAAAGCUAGCUGAACUGGGUGCUGGCAUACCGCAACUGCUGCUGGAGCAGGCCCAAUCGGUGGUCAUCAUGUAUAAGGCUGUCGAUAAGGUUCAACAGGAUAUUAAGCGCACGCGUGAAGAUCACCAGAAGUGUCUCUCCAAUGAUCACUCUGUGCUGUCGCGUGUGGCGCCCUGGCUGCGCUCCAAGCUGCGGCACGCCGAGCAGAAUAAGCUUUAUAAGUGCGCAUGGUCCGCACACGAGGAGGCACUGAAGCUGUGCAAUCAGCACAAUCUGCAGCAGACCGCAUACUUUCUGAGUCGUGAUCUGGCCUUUAUGAAGGAGCGUGAGCCUGUGCUGCUCAAGGAAUUGCAGAAUGCCAAGACGCCGACGCGCACCUUUCAAUGGGCCUGUCGCAUUUGGUCGCCUCAGUCGUGGAUUAUACGCCGUAACUUUCAGGGCCAAUCGGAUGUAAUACCCACGGUAAUCAGUCAACAGGCCACUUCGAUUGUAACACCUCGCUCUGAUCCCAGUCAGCCAGUGUUUUUGGUUGAGAAGGAGCGUUUACGUACGACAAGCACGCGCUGGCCUUUCUGGCGUCUGUUGAACCUGAUGCAGCGCACCUGGUGCUGGACCUGGAACAUGAUGUUUUUGUUGGGCAUUCUGGUGCCUUGGUGCAGUCCGCUGGGCUUGCGAGCUCUGUGCUGUGUGAAACCGUUUAUGCCCGAUCUGGAAUUAUCGCAAAUCAAUGGCACACUCUUUCCGCGCAAGACGAGCAUAACCCAGACCAUGGCAUCGCGUCUCAUCGAACUCUGGCGACACAUAUCAAAGUCACGCACACGUUUCGAAACCGAACCAGACACGGGAUUCAUUGGCAAGGGCUUGACACGCAACAUGAACCGCACGUGGAACUACUUUGUGAAAGGUUUUCUGGGCACAAUUGUCAUAUUGUUUGCAUUCCCAUUGAUUUGCCUCGCCACCAGUUGUCUUAGCAUAGCAUUAGCCUUGAGCGCUCCGCUGUGGAUACCAGUGUUUGUCUUGCUGCUUCAUAUUUAUAUGAUAUUGGUCUACGAUCUGGAUGCGCCCGACAAUACAGCGAAUCGUUACUGCAUACUGCUGGAGGCGCUCAUAUGGAAUUUUCUCGUACAGGGCAUAUUGCAACCAUUGGCAGCAGUGCUUGUGGCUACGCUGCUAUGUCCACUUGCUGCUGGGCUUGUGCUUAUAGUUGGCUUUGCACGCUACGCAUUGCGAUUACUGUGGGACUCGCUCACCUUCCACUUGUUUAUUAAGAAAUGUGGCCGCAUACCUGCGUCAGAUAGCAUUGCGGUUAAGCGCAUUGCCGGGCCAGGACUGGCGCUUGACUAUUAUUUCAUUAUACGGCCGGAGCAGGCAUUGGCAGCAUUAGAGGCUAAAAUGGAACUAGACGAGCUGCAGGCCUAUCAGCAUGCCACCGAGCGUGUGGUGUUGCAGCCACAGCAAGACUUUCUACAGUUUGUGGAAGCUUGCUUUGGGCCCUUCUCGGCACAGCUAUCCAAAACCGGUCCCUACUUGGCGCUGGAUCGCGAAGCGCAGGAUCUGAUGAGCACGUUACAUGAGCGGCUCGAAAAGCGACGUCGAGAACUACAGUCCAUGCUGACUACGCAGGUCAAGUCGCGCAUUAAAUUAAAUACCAAAGAGUUAAAGAUUGCAAUACAACUGGCCGCCCAUUUACUCGAGAAGUACUAUCCGUCUCAUGUUAUAGGUCGACUGUCCAUUAGUGAGGAUGAAUUCUGGGACAAUAAAGGACUCUCGGUGAAUGAUUGGCCUGGUCUGGCUGGCCUUAUUUAUACCGACAUAUUUAGCUUAGAUUUUCUAACACCACUGACUGAGAAUGACACGCAUUUUAAAUUAGAGCCACAUGCCUCGCUUGAUUUAACACGUUACACCGAGAUGGUUAAGAAUGCCAAUGAUGUGAUUGGCUCCAAGGGUUUGGAUUUGUUGGGCAAUGUUUAUGCGCCGCGCGGCAAUGUCCAAGUGCAUUUACCGUUCCUUGAAGUGACCGCAUUUAAUCCACGCUCACGCAUCACGUUGACCUUCCGCAAGCCAGAGAAGCGCGACAUGACUGUGGGUCUAACGACGCCAAGAGUGCGCGCUCAUCGUGCGCAGCAUGCUCCAAAAGCAGGCCAAGAUACACCGAAACAAUGGCGUCCUUGGAAGCAAAACAGUGUUGAGCGUAGUGUGACCGAGAAGUUGCUUAUACCGUUGCCUGUGCCACAUCCGGUACACAUUGCCAUUGCUAUUUACAAUCGUGAUACUGAACAGCCUAUACCAUUGGAUUCGGAGCUGGUGUGGGAAAUACUCAAAUCGAUAGAAGACUGUCAAGGCGGCGAUGCAAUAGCGGUGCACUCAGUGGCACGCUAUCAUGGCGCAGCUAUGGAGUCCAGCAAUGAUUCGUUGGCCAGCAGUAGUAGCAUUGGCAGCACACGGGAAUCUGGUACUGGUUCGGUCUCCGGCUCGGCGAUGGGCAAUGGCACAGAGACCUUGCCAUGCGGCAAUCGAGAGGUUUGCACACAAGUCAAGGUUGAUGCAGAGCCGGCACCAAGCGCUUCCGGUUUCCACUGGACUCUCAGCAACUGGGGAGCCGCCCAAACGGCACGUCGUCGGACCAAUUCCAACGUGCGCGUCGAUUUAGCCAGUCCCGAAGACAUAUCGCUGGACACUGACAGCUCGCGUGCCGUCUUUAACAACGCCUACGGCACCACAGUCUAACAGAUUCAUGAGAACAACAACAAACAGUAUAUAAGCUUACAAAUAUCUUCAUACAUUAACUUUAUAUACAUACACAGCAUAUGUAAAUGUAAAUGCAUGGGCUUGUUCGCUGCUCCGUCGCAUAUCUUCAAGCCACUUUUAGAUUUUAACCAUUUUAAAUGCAGUUAGCUUUUGUACAUGACACGCGUCGCAAUGUAAACUCACGCGUAUUAAUAGCUUUACUUGAUCCAAGUUCUUAGUCGAAGCCAAGCAUUUGCUACCAGGAUUUUAUUUUUUGGAAAUUUGAGCAAUCGAAAUAUUCUGCAUUCUUUUAAGCGUACAGCCUAAGAAGCCAUUCUAAUAGUAGUUAAGCGCAAAACUUAUCUAUAUAUACGUAUUUACAAGUAUAUAUAUAUACCUAUAUUUAACAUACGAGUUCUUAGUUUAUAAAAUUAUACAUACAUACACAAAUUUAUGAAGCAAGCAACUUAAUUCUAGUCGCAAGCAAAUUUUAUGCAGCAAUUUUACUCGAAUUCUUCUUAUGCAAUUAAUAGAAUAAUACACAACAAAAAUACAAACAAGCAGCUUCAAUAUAUAUACGGCUUCUCUAAUGAUUUUACAUAUGUUAUAGGAUUAACUUUUAACUUUCGCUUCAAAGCAUAACUAAUACAUUAACAACUGCACACUGUGUGCUCUAUUUAGCAACCGAACUACGUCAGUCUAUGCGGCAGCAUUUCAAUAUUUAAAUAACAUUCGCAAAUCAAUUUAGAAUAGCAGCUUGACUGAGCAAAAUCGAUGUUGACACACACAACGUGUAAGGGCCAUGAGAUUUUUUUUGUACCUAACAUAUUUUGAAUACUUAAGUUAAAAACUAACAAUAAAUGUGUAUGAGUAUGAAUGCCACAAAUUGCUUAAUGAGCAGUUGAACAAUAUUGUUAAAUAAUGUUAAACAUCGUACAACUAAUUUAUAUACGAAAAUCAGACCUGCAUAGAGUACUACAACUUCUACAGCAUGAACAACAAAUACAACGCCCAAUUUAAUUCCCAAACAAUACUAACUCAAUAAUAAGAAAAUUUAUUCUUAUUAAGUCUCUUUCCAGCAAUUCCUACUCAUGUCCUCCCAGUAUUUACAAAAAAACUUUGUGUGAACUGCCUCAGAACUUUAAGUAUUACGUUUUACUAAAUCUGCAAUGCACUCUUAAAACUUCAAGCUUCGGCAGCUUCCAGUAUUUGUCUAGAUUGGUUAUUUGCAUUUUUGGAGACAUUUAUAUGUACAAUACAGCCCGUUUGUUUGUUUGAUACCUUAUUAGAAAACUGCGAACGGGUCGUAAUUAUUAGUUUGUGUGAAUUCAAGUUCAGGCAAGCUACAAUACAAAAAUAAACAUACCUACAUACUUGCGAACAUACUUAUUUUGUUGUUAUACAAAUACAAACAUACGGAUCUAAAAAACUAAGAUAAUCUCAUGAAUAAUGCAAUUUUAUGAAAAUGUACGUAGUG
Molecule: messenger RNA, 5655 nt
Organism: Drosophila busckii
Lineage: Eukaryota; Metazoa; Arthropoda; Insecta; Diptera; Drosophilidae
Exons: 13
Coding region: 252-4178 (1308 amino acids)
Source: RefSeq, a predicted model, not a curated record